Messenger RNA from Zychaea mexicana, 153 nucleotides. RefSeq lists its product as uncharacterized. The annotation marks the transcript as partial. Lineage: Eukaryota; Fungi; Mucoromycota; Mucoromycetes; Mucorales; Lichtheimiaceae. Gene Ontology annotation, biological process: regulation of transcription by RNA polymerase II. Gene Ontology annotation, molecular function: RNA polymerase II cis-regulatory region sequence-specific DNA binding; DNA-binding transcription factor activity, RNA polymerase II-specific. The record is from RefSeq and is a predicted model, not a curated record. The transcript is spliced from 2 exons. Gene Ontology annotation, cellular component: transcription regulator complex; PcG protein complex.
AAACGACGCCAUCACUGCUCCGAAUGUCGCAAAAGUUUUACGACAAGCGGGCAUCUGGCAAGACAUAUGCGUAUCCAUACUGGUGAAAAGAACUUUCCAUGCCUCUUCCCUGGUUGUCAGAGUCGAUUUUCUCGGCAGGAUAAUAUGAUGCAG